Messenger RNA from Gorilla gorilla gorilla (western lowland gorilla), 5075 nucleotides. RefSeq names its product family with sequence similarity 167 member A (gene FAM167A). The transcript has 3 exons. Bases 1546 to 2190 code for a protein of 214 amino acids. The record is from RefSeq and is a predicted model, not a curated record. NCBI's taxonomy places the organism in Eukaryota, Metazoa, Chordata, Mammalia, Primates, Hominidae.
UGCAAUGAAGGACGCGGGCACCAGAGGGCAGCACGAGUGUCUCGGGCCCCUGCAGGGGCUAAGACCCCACAGAAGGCCCGGCCAGCCGCGCACCUGCCUGGAGCCUGCGCCAGUCACUUUGCAGCCCCACCACUCAGCUUCGCGUCUGCCCAUGUAGACGGCGCCUGCGCGCACGCCCAGGGCUAUCGUGAGAAUGGCAGACUGGAGCCCUUUGAAAGACGCUUCCAGCCCCGGGCAUCUAGGAAAGGUGCUUGAUGAGGUCUGGGGUAAGAGACCCCCAUCCAGUAACCAGCCUUGGGGCCUCCAGUGUCCGGCCUGGGCCCCUCGUCAGAAGCUGGGACUGGUCCUGAAGACCUGCGGUCCGGGCAGCUCGGGCUGCUGUCCUGCGUGUGCCUUAGGGUUUGCAGCUCUGGGCUCUGAUGCAGCAGGGACUGGGUCUUAGAAUCUAACGACAGCCAGAGGUGGCCGAUGCCGCGCCCCUGGCGGGACAGACACCCUGUGGUUAGUGGGGCAAACGCUCGGGUCUUUGCACCUCAGUUUCCUCAUCUGGCAGCCAGAGAUGCCUACACUUGCCCUGCUGGGUCGUCAGGGGGUGUGGCCCACGGUAGGCGCUCGGGGGCAGUCGUGGCCGCGGGUCCUAUGAACUCCUGCCGUUUGGGGGUGGGUGAGGCCCUGGGCGUGGGGUCCCCCUGCGCCCUCCAUGCAGACAAACUUCUGACAGUGGCGCAGCCACGUUGCCACAAUUGGGGGAAACUGCCUUGGUUUCGGGUUUAAUGAGAAAAUGGAUGUUUGGGUUUGGUUUCAUCUGGGGUUUGGCGAAGGCAUCCAGUUCCUCUCCACUCGCGGGGGCUGCCCGGGCCGGUGAACCGACAGGGCGCUAGGACCCGGGGCGCGCUCGGACCCGGGGCGAGAACGCGAGGCCGGGAUCGCGGUGAAAGGCUCGCGGCGGAGAGCUCGGCCGUCGCCAGGCAACCGCCCUGACGCAACGCAGGGGGAAAAAAAAAAGUCCUUUCCGAAAGGAGCAGCGCCGAGAAUUCACCGGAGCUCGGGGAGGCGAGGCGGGAGCGCUGAGCUGAGGCCGGGCAGCGCGGACCCGCGCAGGAGGAGGCGGCGGGGACACCGGCGAGUCCCCAGCAGGGCCCCUGGGCUCCCGGAAGGGUCUCCAGCCACCUGCCCUUCCCGAGAAGAGAGAGCUCUGGGCCUUCUUCCUGCCAGUCUGGUCUUCGAGUGCGUUCAGGACAGAUAGACCUUGGCACAGGCUGCCCCGAGAUUCCUGCGACGCUGUCUGUUCCUGCCUUCUGUGGAGCAUGGCACCCACAGGCUUCCAGGACGGAUCAUAGACCCGAGCCUCCAGGAGGGUGCCCUGUGCGGCUCACUGCGUGGUCACUUUCAGCUCCCCUGCCACCCAGCCUCCGAGGCCGGCUCCUGUCCCGGAAAUGCCCUCGGGCACCUGGAUGAGGCCAUCCCAGAGCGGGACCCAACUGUGCCACCCACCAAGCCUCCCCCUGUGCCCCCGCAUGUCCGGCUGCCAGGGCAGACUGUAGAAUGUCUGUGCCCCAGAUCCACGUGGAAGAAGUGGGUGCAGAAGAGGGGGCGGGAGCAGCCGCACCACCCGAUGACCACCUCCGGAGCCUGAAGGCCCUCACCGAGAAACUGAGGCUGGAGACCCGCAGGCCCUCCUACCUGGAAUGGCAGGCCAGGCUGGAGGAGCAGACCUGGCCCUUCCCAAGGCCGGCUGCGGAGCCACAGGCGAGCUUGGAGGAGGGGGAGCGUGGGGGGCAGGAGCCCUUGCUCCCCCUGAGAGAGCCUGGGCAGCACCCCCCUUCUGCCAGGAGUGCCAGCCAAGGUGCCAGACCCCUGUCCACUGGCAAGCUGGAAGGCUUUCAGAGCAUCGAUGAAGCUAUAGCCUGGCUCAGGAAGGAACUGACGGAGAUGCGGCUGCAGGACCAGCAACUGGCCAGACAGCUCAUGCGCCUGCGCGGCGACAUCAACAAGCUGAAAAUCGAACACACCUGCCGCCUCCACAGGAGGAUGCUCAACGACGCCACCUACGAGCUGGAGGAGCGGGACGAGCUGGCCGACCUCUUCUGUGACUCCCCUCUUGCCUCCUCCUUCAGCCUAUCCACACCACUCAAGCUUAUUGGCGUGACCAAGAUGAACAUCAACUCUCGGAGGUUCUCUCUCUGCUGAGGAGCCCUCAGACUGGGCGGAGGGGCUGGAGCGGAGGGCUUGGGCUGGAGGGGUGUUAGAGGAAGCUGAGGCCAAGUUACUCCAGUGGGUCUCCCAGAGGCAGGGGUCCCUGGGACUGGCGACUCAAGGGCCCCAGGACCUAUUCAGUGGUGCUCUCCCACGGGCCCUGUGUGUGGAUGCCAGUGUCUCUGUGACUGGCUCUUGCUUAAUACCCAAAGAGCUAUGCAGAAGGGCUGCUCCAACCAGAUGUUAAAUGAGACCUGGGUUUCCACCAUAAUCCAUCCCUCCACGGUCACGUUCCUCUUUCGUGGAAUCACUGGUGCUAUGAACUGGGAUUCCCAAAGGGAGGCCCCCCAACGAAGCUGUCAUUCUUGCAGAAGGCUGUCCCACAAGGGCCUUGGGGGAAAUUAGGUAUGUCAGAUGUGCCUGUCUCACGUGCUGUUGCUGUCCUCUAAAUAUUGUCUCAAAUUCACCCUAAGUACAUGACUCAGCAACAUUGACAGGGAGCUACUAGGAAGGGAAAAUUGAAAGGCAUGACAAAUGGGCACUUGGGGACGCAGCCCCAGUGGCUGGCAGCCAGUGUCUCUGGUGAGCCUGACACUACAAGGCUGUGUAAAUUGUAAAUUCUGGCAUGUGCUGGGACAUGUGAUGGGGGCACUAGCGUAGCUUGGGUGCAACAAGCACAGAUGUCCCCAUUGUCUCCCCUGGCCACAUGCAUCUCCAAAGAGCCUCUUCACUGCCACCCACACCCCAGGGCAACAGCCUGGGAGACCACUGGUGACUGAACCAGGCAGGUCCUGAAAGCAUUUUCCAUAACUGAAUUCUCCUGGAGGGGAGUGACCGGGGCCUUCUGGUGGAUUCUGGUGGUGUUACCUUACUGCCCUCUCCAGAAAGACAAUCGAGGGAGCCCAGAGGCCCAACCUGAGCCUCCUCUGAGAUUUUGUGCCUGACCUAAACAACUAGUUUUAAUAAGACUGUUACUGAUGUGUUGUUCACUUGUUAGUAACUGAUUUUUGUCCAAAUGGGGAAGCCACUUGUGUAGGUCAACUACAGUGCGUAGGAUUUGAUUUUAAGAGUUUCUCCCUCACCACAGGCUUGAGGAUCAGCAAGUUGAGACCCCAGCAGGUUAGGGAGGUCAACCUGCGGUCAUACGGCAUGGCAGGGGUCCCUCGGCCAGACCGGUAGAAUCCUAAGAUAAGGAGUGUUUCUGACCUUUGGUGUCAUCUAGUCGAGUCCUCUCAUUAGCAAAGGAGCAAAGUGAAACCUGAGGGAGGAGAAGGACUUCCCUCAGGUUGCACAGCUGUUUAGGCUAUAGAAUAUUGAUGUGUGAAACCAUUAUUGAUAAUGCCUAGUAGAUCACAUGUCGAUGAACUUGAACCCCAAAGAUGGUCGUGAUGCUUUGCCAAACCCGCACACUGCCAACCCCUCUACUCUCCACCUCAGCCCCCACCCCCAUCUCCCAGAGUAUUGCAAUUCAGAACAUUUGGGUCAGUGUGGAGCAAGGCACUGACAGUGGCCCCACAGGGCAUGUGUCACUAAUCAUUGUCCCAUGGUCUACGCACGGCAUCUGGCUGCUCUGUCUACUGUGACUUCUUCCUGUGUAAUCUCAGUGGGGCCCGUGUCCACCCACACAUCGUGACCCACAUAGGGGAGAGGUUGCUUUUCUUUUGUGGGCUGAGAGUAGGACAAUGCAAAUGAAUGAUCUCUAGUAGACAGAAAAGAACUUGGUCUCUUUUUUAAAAUUUCAAAGAGCCAGAAGUUCUAUGCCUCCUUCAAAGUAGGUAGAACAACACAGCCAAGAUCUACUGUCUGCCAUGCUCUGUGCAAUGAAGUCUGCAGGCCUGAGGACCAUGUACUGCUGUGCUUCCUCAGAGCUCUGCACAAACACUGCCAAGUCCUGAAGACGCAUUCCUUUCCUGCCAAACUCCUUCCAGAUGAGCCCUUGAGGUCUUGGGCUGACCUACACACACACACACCCCCCCACACACACACACACACGACAGAGAACAUGCCAUAAACAUCCUUCAACCCAUGCAGGAAAGCCCAUCCCAUAUUCUGAAAAAAUGCCAAAUUAGGAUUUUCUUUCUUUUUGGAAAUCAGUCAUUACAGUAACCGAAACCAUUGGGUUCAGCAAAAAUGGAUUUAGUUGAAUGUAGUCAGUCCAAUUAAGUUGGAUGCAACUGAGUGAUUUAGUUGCUUGGGUAACCCAGUGCUUGCUUGCUUUCUUCAUUCUCUGGGAGGAAACUAAGAUCAAGACACAUGUUUGGGGGUAGGUUAAAUGUCUGAGCUAUUUUGCUCAGUUUAUCCUAAGAGAACUUUAUUAUGGGAUGAGGAGGUGACCCAAGAUGAGAAGUGGAGGGGGACAGCGAUGUUUUCUAAACAUCGUCCAAUGUUGACUGGCUUCCUUACUUUCCACAGUGAACACAACUAACCACAUUAAUUCAGCUUUGUGAAGUCCCUGCUCUCUGUGGGUCUCUGAGUCAGCAGCAACAUUGGCCUAACCUCCGUCCCAGCCUCCUGGCUCACCACACGUGUACAGUGCUGUUUGCAGUUGUACUCAUUAUCCAUCCAUCUCUCUGCCAUCCCCAAGCAUCGCUGGGUGUAAAACGCAAACUCUCCACCAACACUGCCGUGCGUGGUCAUGUCUUGAUGCCUUCAGGGGCUCCGUAGCUAUCACAGAGGCCUGGAGGGCCUGGGCAGGCUUGACAAUGCCUGACCGAGUUCAAGACCCACACCCUGUAGCAAUACCAAGUGCUAUUACAUAAUCAAUGGACGAUUUAUACUUUUAUUUUUUAUGAUUAUUUGUUUCUAUAUUGCUGUUAGAAAAAGUGAAAUAAGAAUACUUCAAAAGAAGAUAUCCAUAUAAAAAUAAAAGGAGAGAAAAA